Messenger RNA from Condylostylus longicornis, 2630 nucleotides. Its product is annotated as zinc finger protein 234. Gene Ontology annotation, cellular component: nucleus. The record is from RefSeq and is a predicted model, not a curated record. The transcript has 3 exons. Lineage: Eukaryota; Metazoa; Arthropoda; Insecta; Diptera; Dolichopodidae. Gene Ontology annotation, molecular function: DNA-binding transcription factor activity, RNA polymerase II-specific; RNA polymerase II transcription regulatory region sequence-specific DNA binding; zinc ion binding. The coding region runs from base 68 to 1882 and encodes 604 amino acids. Gene Ontology annotation, biological process: regulation of transcription by RNA polymerase II.
UUUAAGAAUAAAAUCAUUUGGUUUUAUACCUACAGAAAAAUUAAAACGAAAAGAUAUCAAAAAAAGGAUGGGUUCGUGUUGUCGAUUUUGUGGAUUGAAAAUUAGAGGGAAAGAAGCAAUAAAUUUGUUUAACAAUAAAGUAUUUGUAGAAAAUUUUCAUACUCUAGGUGAAAUUGUAAAUCUUGUGUUUAAGGGAUUUCAGACACAUGAAUAUGAUGAGCUCCCCAAGGAAGUAUGUUCCAAUUGCGCCAAUAAUAUAAUAUUAAGUUUUCGUUUCUAUACUAUGGCCAAUAGUACCAAAAAUAAACUGAUGGCAAUAUUAAAGCAAAAGAAGAACUCUGAAGGAAAAUAUAAACCCCUACUACCUAAGCCAAUUGAAGUGCCAAUUGUAUCAUUGAAUAAACCAGAAUUAUCAGCAAAUAAAGUAGAUUUUAAACUGAAAGAGAAAAGAAUGUAUUCUUGUUAUGAAUGUCUUGAGAAAUAUCUCACACUCCGACAGUUAAAGAAGCACCAAGAAGAAGUUCAUACAACGAAAAAUUUGUGCAAUUUAUGUAAUGUGUGGUUUGAACAGGAAGAAAUAUUACAGAGGCAUCUAGAGGGACAUAAACUUUCUAAAUAUAUUUGCUUUAAGUGUAAGACAGAAAAUUUUUUUUCACAACGGCGUUUAUUUACACAUUGCAAGCAGAAGCACUUUGCCGAGCUUGGUUUAUUUAAAUGUGAAACUUGUCAAAAAGAAUUAAUUGGGCGGCAAAAUCUCGUUGAACAUAUUAAUAAAAAGCAUCAGGACAACAAUGAAAGUAUUGAUUUUUUAGACAAACAAAAUAUUAAAAAAUUAGAAACGCGAAAUAACAAAAAAAAUGGAGAAAAUUCUAUAUCUGAGCAAUAUAAAAUGUGUUGUAACAUAGGCAAAAGUGAUACAGGAAUAGAUUCUAGCAAACUAGAAGAAGCUAUGGAUGUAGAAUUCCUCGAUGAAUUUUUUCUUAAUCAGCAUACGGAAAAUUCAUUUGAGUUCAAUGAGUGCUGGGAUGCAUUAGAUUUAAGUUUUGAGGAUGACAUCAAAAUUAAAAUGUCUGAUUUAGCAUGUGAAAUUCUUCCAAAAUUUCCAAAUGAGGAAAUGACAGGAAAAAUAUAUCAAUACCAAUGCCCACAUUGUAAAAAAGGAUAUGUUCGUCAAAUUGAAAUUUUAAUUCAUCUAGCUCAUGAUCAUAAAAUACAAGUUUUGUCUUGUAAUAUUUGUUUACAAAAUUUUUCAAGUAUUGAAGAAUUGAAAAUGCAUAAAAUACAACAUUUAGGAAAAAAUGUCAUUAAUCGAAUAGAAGAAAAACAACUAGAAAUGUUGAAAACUAUUGAUGGAAUAUUUUAUGUGUGCAAAUAUUGUCGAAAAAAAUACAAAGAAAAAAGCAAUUUUGUAUUACAUGAUUGUAAAAAAGCAGAUUCCAUGCUAGACUGUAAGGAACUUCCAAAAUUUUUAUGCAAUAUUUGCGAAAAAGAAUUUUCAAGUUUAAAAGACAUGUAUGUACAUAAAAAACUUGUGCAUCAAAAUGAAAGCUUGAACUGUUUGUUAUGCAAUAAAGCAUUUAAAACGGUUAUCGGGCUUCAAUAUCAUAUGAAAACUCACGAAGGAACGAAAAGAAUAAAAUGUCCUUUUUGUGUUAGAAAGUUUUUGACGAAAAUAAAUCUAAAUGCUCAUAUGAAAGCGAUUCAUUCGAUAGUAAAAAAUCAUUUAUGUACCCUGUGUGAUAGGAAUUUCGCUACUCUCGAUCAUUUGAAGAAACAUGUAAUGAGCGUUCAUCAAAAGGAAAGGCCGCAUUUGUGUACAGUUUGCGGCAAACAGUUUUCGCAAAUAUCACACCUAAAAUCUCAUUUUAAAAUUCAUACAUAAAUUGAGUUUAUGUAUGAACGAUACAUAUCAUUCAUACAUAAUUUACUAAAUGAUUUAAAUAUAUGCAUAACUCUUUGUUAAUAGAAAUGAAGGUCAACAAGCCGAUCUGGUUUAAGUGGAAAUAUGUAUUUAUCCGUUGAGGAUAACGAAAAACAAUAAAAUUAAUAUUGAUCAAAGAUUUUUCAAUCUAAGUGUUCAAUGUGCGCAGCCAAUUUUUAAAUUUUAUGCGAUACAUCGCGUCCGCAAUAUCGCCUGCUAUUGUAUUGGUAUCAUCUAUAUGAAAUAUUGGUGGCACAAUUCCAAAUUAUAUCAUAAGGAAAAUUCAACUAAUAUCAAAUUUGGUCUAUUAAAACUAUUUUAUGGCCUGCAAAAAAACGCGAUCCAAGAAAAAAUUUGUAUCACUUUAUUAUCUCUUAAAAAAUCCAAAGAAAAUUCAACCAAAGUUGUUAUUGCUUUUUUAUCUCUUGAAAGAUAUUUCGAAUUGACGCCUGCUAAUUGUCGAAAGUGCGAUAUGGAUGUGUAUCUUGCUUUUUUGCUAGGCGAUAUGAAAAUGAUAUUACAUAUAAAUUUAUUAAAUAUUAAAGGAUAUUUUUUUUCAAAAGGUGCUUGAAAUAUGCCAAAAUUUUCCCCAACUGGAAAGGAAAGCCAUAAGGACCUAAUCAUACAGCAAUAUUUUUUGUAUGCAGGACGCCGGAUCACUAAAAGAAAAAUCAAAUAAACACAUAAUAAAGAAAAUGUUUAAAUUUUA